This is a messenger RNA of Fonsecaea erecta, 2454 nucleotides long. RefSeq lists its product as hypothetical. The transcript is spliced from 4 exons. The record is from RefSeq and is a predicted model, not a curated record. NCBI's taxonomy places the organism in Eukaryota, Fungi, Ascomycota, Eurotiomycetes, Chaetothyriales, Herpotrichiellaceae. Gene Ontology annotation, molecular function: protein kinase activity. Bases 1 to 2454 code for a protein of 817 amino acids. Gene Ontology annotation, biological process: protein phosphorylation.
AUGCAUUCCACGGGCCGUCACCAGCGUCCUUUUGACGCCAGCUCCUCGGGAAUCUCGAAGAUCGUCUCGACUUACGAGCACUUUCAACGAACACAAAACACUCAUGAGAAUGCGCGUCUCGUCCAUGUUGUAGACAUUGUCUGCGACAAUCGCGGGGUCAUGGAGUUGGUCACCGAUCACAUUGAGCCACUGGGUGACUUUGUCAAGGAUGUUGUGAUCAUGUCGUGUUCAGUCGAGGGCCUGGACCCUUCUCGCCUUGAGUUCCGGAUGGCGUGCAUAGAACCCUUGCGGCUAGUUUUUCCCAGGAGGUCGAGCUUGGAAGACCGAAGAACGCUGGCGAGCGAUGAUUUCAAAACCCUUGCACUUGACCUUGUGUUAGCCGUCCAAAGUCUUCCCGCGUCUCGGCUACUUCCAUCGACCACUGGUCGCGGUACUCUUCUUACCGAACUUUCCGGCCUCAUUCCUGUCAUCGAAUCUAGCGAGUUUGAUGCUGAGCGUAUUGUUCCGCUUCUGCGAGUUGUCGUGAACAAGGAGCCGGACGAAAUCAUCUUUGCAAAGACUUAUGCUGCUAUGACCGAAGCUACGCCACCUCCUCGUCCGCAAGCACAGUUUCUCCAAACCCCGUAUACGCACAGUACCAGCAGCGUUGUCAACUCGUCUGAGCAGAGACAGUAUAUGGACGGCUUACUGAAAGAAGAGAUGGGGCCCUUAUAUAUUGGCAUACCUGGUUUCCACGACGUAUUUGCCGGGAAGAUCCCCUGUCUGGAAGAGAAUGCCGCAGCUGUGUUCAAAAAAUGCCAGGAGGGUGGUGUUCCUUUGUAUAGAGAGGACACGGGCUGGAGAGAUUGGCCGAAAGGAGCUCAGGAAAAGGAGGUACUGAAGUGGUUUGCUGAGCGAGUUCAGCUCUUCCGAGAUUUCGCAGAAGACCUUAUUUCAAUCCCAAGCACCUCACGAGGCCCGCUAACACGACCCAAUAAAGCUUCGGAAGGAUCUACAGCCGGACAGAAGCCAGAUAUCGGCUUUGUGGAGGACCUUGAUGCGGACGAAGACGCCGUAUACCAUUGGUCGCAGAUUCUCGUACCCGGGGAGCUGAAAGGUAAUCCGGCAUUUGAUAUGGCCACUAAAACAUGGCUCGACCUAGCAAGGUAUGCUCGAGAGGUGCUGAUCGCUCAGGACACCCGUCGCUUUGUCUUGGGAUUUACUCUCUGCGGUUCGAUCAUGAGAUUAUGGGAGUUUGAUCGUGUUGGCGGGAUUGCUUCAGAGCCCUUUGAUAUCAAUAAAGACGGCCUACGAUUUGUCUCGGCAGUCUUAGGAUUUCUCUGGAUGGAUAGAGAGCAGCUCGGAUUUGAUCCCACUAUUGUGGAAUCGGAUGGUGUAAGGUAUAUGAAGAUCACUCGCAACGGCCGAGAUGAACGACUUAUACUCGACGCCUUGAUGAGACGUGGGAGUUCUGUGGUCGGCCGAGCGACAACUUGCUGGAGAGCUUAUCGAGAAGGCGAUAAGUCUAGGGCUCCUCUUGUCAUCAAAGAUUCGUGGCAAUACCCCGAGCGCGACCAAGAAGGGGAACUCCUACGAGAGGCGACAGAGAAAGGAGUGGAGAAUGUGGCCAGAUACUAUCAUCAUGAAACAGUUCAGGUGGGUAGUAUCGACGACGAUGUUCAGACCAAUAUUCGCAAGGUGCUGGAUAUCUCUAAAGCUGCGAACUUUCUCAGCCAGAGUCGGAAGACAGAAAGCUCGAUGAUGCCUCCGAGCACCUCGGUCUCUCAGGAGAUCAUUGAACGAGGCAGAAGUUUCAAAGUUCCAAGCGGCAUCGGGCGCAAGAGGUCAUCCAGCUCUAUUCAAGUACCAAUUCCGGCGGGCAAGCGAACAUGUUCCACCUCCCCAACCAAAAAGAUAAUUAGUCCAACCUCCUUGAAUCGGAUCCACCGAAGGGUUAUCGUAUCUGACUACGGAAAACCCAUUUACCGGGCAAGUUCUUGGGCCGCAAUGCUGGCCGCGUUGGAAGGUUGUAUCAAAGGUUAUAAAGCUUUAUACCAGGCCGGCAUCCUCCACCGCGACAUAUCGGUGGGCAACCUGAUGAUGAACGAAGACCCGACCAAUCCAUCUUGGCCAGCAUUUUUGAUUGACCUCGAUCUCGCGAUACGGACGCAGCGGGAGGGAUCUUCAGGCGCACAUGGCAAAACGGGUACAAGAGCAUUCAUGGCCAUCUGGGCACUAUUGGGUAAGAAGCACUCGGCUAUGCAUGAUUACGAGUCGUUCUUCUGGGUUCUCUUCUGGAUUUGUAUCCACUACGACGGCCCGAAUACGAAAGGUAGGGCUGUUCGCAGGUUCGAAAAAUGGAAUUUCAUGGACCCAGAGGAGCUCGCUGGGAUAAAACUGGGCCUUGUUGCGGAUGAGGAAGUUUUCCUGGAGACAUUAGAACAGUACGUCACACUGUACUACAGACCGCCUUGA